CACUUAUUAAUACGAUAUUAUUACGAUUACGAUUAUAAAUUUCGAAAAUUUAUAUGUACAAGCUUACGUCGUUACGCCAUGACAAUCUACGAGCAGAUCAGUGAUCAGUUUUGCCGCGUUGUGCACACCAACCUCAAGAUACCACUAUCCUAUUGCGAAACACGCUCACACUGGAAAUUCUCGAAAAGUAUCGAUACAAUGAUAUUUUUCUAUACCCUUAGCUUUGGUAUCCUUCGAGUGAUACUACAUUUUAUAGAUUUGGUGAACAUUUACUUCAGAGGGAUGCGCUUGAGGCGGCCAAGCAAUCUCUUGAUCUUGAGGGGCGAGAAUUCGCGGGGCUUUCGAGUUCUCAAGCACCUUUUAAUGCUGAAAGCAUGGAUAUUAGUCAUAUACGGCAUGGUAUUCAUCAAGCCGCAUUACAUCAAUCCUUUCGUUGUGCUUUCUAUCAUCAUUUUGACCAUCGAUGUGUUUGUAUUGGUGUUGGAUAUCCUGCGAAAGGCCAGGAUACCUCUUGACCGCAGGGUGACCCUUUGGGAAAUGAUGCUCAACUUGUGCUGUGUUUUUUACGUACAGUGGAUUCUCAAGCAACAGAUCCAGUAUUAGCGUACGAAUUUUUUUUGUUUGGAUAAAAUUAUGGGCGCAAUGCCGAUAUGUGUUUAUAAUCAUCAAAAUUCUCCGUGACAUGUAGCACUUCCUGAAAUAAAAUAAAGAGUCACUCGGAUGUCUGUGGACUUCUUGGGACGACUGUAUACUUUCG
Messenger RNA from Drosophila melanogaster (fruit fly), 757 nucleotides. RefSeq lists its product as uncharacterized. The transcript is spliced from 3 exons. Lineage: Eukaryota; Metazoa; Arthropoda; Insecta; Diptera; Drosophilidae. Bases 79 to 603 code for a protein of 174 amino acids. The record is from RefSeq and is marked reviewed.